This is a messenger RNA of Penicillium angulare, 471 nucleotides long. RefSeq lists its product as uncharacterized. The record is from RefSeq and is a predicted model, not a curated record. The transcript has 2 exons. Lineage: Eukaryota; Fungi; Ascomycota; Eurotiomycetes; Eurotiales; Aspergillaceae. The annotation marks the transcript as partial.
CCCAAGGAGAAGCUACCCUUUGUGGAUGGGGCUAUAUUCGACUCGAACAUUAAUUACCAUGAAGAAAACGGCCUCCUAGGCACACGAGCCGAUAUCAUCUGUGAAAUUAAGGAGUGGGCCUUCACAUCGCAAGGGAAAUGUACUUUCUUAUUGAGUGGGAUGGCUGGGACCGGGAAAUCAACCACCUCACGAACAGUGGCGGAGCACUUCAACGAAGCAAAGUCCCUAGGCGCAAAUUUCUGUUUCAAAAGAGGCGAAGCAGAUCGAGGCAAUGCCCAGAGACCUUUUUCGCUUAUUGUGAGACAACUCAUUAUCAGCGUUCCUCAGUUAAUUCCCUAUAUCGACCCAGACAUCAUGGGGAAGGGGAUAAGGGAUCAGUUUGAUAAGCUGCCUCUUCAACUACUUCUUUGUCUAGGGCUAUCUGAACUUCCGUUCCGGACUACUGUGAUAGUGCUUGAUGCAUUGGAUUAA